This is a messenger RNA of Trichobilharzia regenti, 1552 nucleotides long. The record is from the annotation of a GenBank genome assembly. Lineage: Eukaryota; Metazoa; Platyhelminthes; Trematoda; Strigeidida; Schistosomatidae.
GUUGACGAGUGCAGUACUCAAAUGAGCUAAGCUUCUUGUUCUUUCUUCACUAAUUCACAGAUGUGCAUAUAUGUAUACCUGCAUCACUUUAUCUCUCUCCAUCUGAUUUUCUCAAACAGAAAUCGUGUUCUGCGUAUAUCUGACGGGAUACAUAAUGUGGGAACAAUUCAAUGGGAUCUAGCCUUAUGCCUUUUAGUUACAUGGAUUGUUAUAUAUUUGUGCAUUUGCAAGGGUAUUAAAACAUCAGCAAAGGUUAUGUAUGUCACUGCCCCGUUACCUUAUGUGUUUAUGAUUACGCUACUGAUAAGAACUAUAAUCUUAGAAGGUGCUACAGAUGGUCUAAUCCACUAUCUGAAACCAGAUUGGUCAAGGUUAACAGAUAUGACAGUAUGGUCUGACGCUGGAACGCAAAUCUUUUUCAGUUACAGUAUCGGUUUAGGAGUGUUGACAGCUUUCGGGAGUUAUAACAAAUUACAUCAUAAUUCCUUGAAGGAUUGCACUUUAUUCGCACUGGCUAACACAUGUACAAGUCUCUUGUCUGGUUGUGUUAUCUUCUCAACCCUUGGAUAUAUGUCACACAUAUCAAAUAUCCCACUGAAUUUAAUCGCAGAAUCUGGUCCAGGUCUGGGGUUUGUUGUUUAUCCAAAAGCAAUCGGGACAAUGCCAGGAAGUCCAUUUUGGUCAAUAUGUUUCUUUUCGAUGAUUAUACUGCUUGGAAUCGACAGUAUGUUUGGUGGAGUAGAAGGUUUUGUAACCGCUGCGACGGAUUAUUUCCCCCAUGCGAUGGCGAAAACAUGGAUUCGUUGUCUAUUUGUCGGCUGUGUAUGCUUUGCAUCCUAUUUGGUUGGUUUAUCUAUGGUCACCAAUGGUGGAAUGUAUGUAUUCCAAUUGUUCGAUUAUUACACUGGAAGUCGCAUCAUCUUGAUUGUAGGACUAUUGGAAUCUACAGCAAUUGGAUAUAUCUACGGUUUCAAACGUAUUUCAGAAGACAUGAAAUUAAUGUAUGGUGUUUCCUUGAAAUGGUUGGCAUUCAUAUUUUGGUGCGUAUUAACCCCAAUAUUCACUCUUAUUCUCUUCAUUAUCAGUGUCAUCGUCUAUCAAGAAUUGACAUAUAUGCAGGCGUCAUCCAGUCAUGUCUAUCGUUUUCCUAACUGGUCAGUGAAAUUGGGUUGGUUUAUGGCAAGUUUCAGUAUAUUUCUUAUACCAUGUGUAAUGAUAAUCAAAAUUAUCAGAACACCUGGAAAACUUCUACAGCGAAUCAAAACGUUGUGUAUUCCAGCUUUAGAAAAUCCUGAUAUAAGUGGAGAUAUUUCAAAAUUUAAUGCAAUCACUGAAACAGGAAUUUUAUAUCAUUCAAAUGACGUGAUGCACCAUACUACGUCACCAACCUCCACGACGAUGCAAUCCUCCCCAAACUUAUCUGAUGUAUAGUGUUAUAUUAAACAGGAACAUAUGAACAUGUUUUUUAUGUAACAUUUUAUGUUAUGAAAUUAAAAAUGUCAAAUAUGUUUUUAAGAGUUCUUACUGAGUUGCAAAUAUAUUUCGUCUAUAU